ACAUAUUUAUCCGCAGAUAAGCUCAGGUGUGGAGUGGGUUGAAGUGAAGAAAGAAGAAUGGCCAACAUUUCAAUUUCACUCCCGCGAACUGGUUUGUCCAUACGAAACAUCUCAACCAAACGUUCAUGUUUCACUAUUUCAGCUUCAUCUCUCAGAAUCACUUGCUCUGUUGUAGGUGAAGCUGAGUUAGAUGGAUCUGAUAAUAAAGCAAGGUUACUUAAUUUCAACAGAAUCAAGGGUGUUGCUUGUGGUCUUCUUGCAGCUUAUACUCUUACUUCUGCUUCAUUUCCUGUUACUGCUGCCACUCAGAGACUUCCCCCAUUGUCAACUGAGCCCGAUCGCUGCGAACGUGCAUUUGUUGGCAACACAAUUGGUCAGGCGAAUGGUGUGUAUGACAAACCAUUAGAUCUCCGGAAAUGUGAUUUCACAAAUGAAAAAUCCAACCUGAAGGGGAAGACCCUGUCUGCAGCACUAAUGUCUGAUGCCAAGUUUGACGGCGCUGACAUGACAGAAGUUGUAAUGUCAAAGGCUUAUGCUGUUGGUGGCAGCUUUAGAGGUGUGGACUUCUCAAAUGCAGUCUUGGAUCGUGUUAAUUUCGGGAAAGCUGAUCUUGAAGGAGCUGUAUUUAGGAACACAGUUUUAUCGGGCUCCACUUUUGAUGAAGCUAAGCUAGAUGGUGCAGUUUUUGAGGACACUAUCAUUGGUUACAUUGAUCUCCAAAAGAUAUGCAGAAAUACGACCAUCAGUGACGAUGGAAGAGCCGAGCUAGGAUGUCGAUGAUAAUUAAACAAUAUCUUCACUCAUGUCUUCUUUUUUCUUAUAAGCUACUAUAUCAUGAAUCCAUGAUAGUAUAUGAGAGUGCAUUGAUGAGGAGAACUAGUAUAUGUUUUCUACAUUACAUCCAAAAGUAAAUUGAAUUGUUUUCUUUUUCUUUGUAA
Molecule: messenger RNA, 938 nt
Organism: Trifolium pratense (red clover)
Lineage: Eukaryota; Viridiplantae; Streptophyta; Magnoliopsida; Fabales; Fabaceae
Product: thylakoid lumenal 17.4 kDa protein, chloroplastic
Exons: 4
Coding region: 58-780 (240 amino acids)
Source: RefSeq, a predicted model, not a curated record